CAUCUCUGAUAUAUCUACCACUUCUGGGCUUUAGAGCUUCCUCGCCAGAGUUCAGUGGUCAAAAUAUUAAUCCAUAGAGCUCGGAAGCACUCGGAAGUCUUCGGAAAUGCAACAGCGCCUCCUGCGUAACGUUUUAAUAUCUUAUAGUACAGAAGAUAUUACAGCACAAAGUAGAAGAGUACGGUGUAUUGGGUAGAUGUAAAUUACAAAGUGCUCAAUUGCUGUGCACUAGUUAGGGGAUGAAUAAUCAAAGUUUUCAUGUAGUAUUGUGACACUUAUGACUAUGGCUAUCUCGCAUAGUUUUAUGGGAGAUAUCGUUCAUCUUAAUGUUGGCGGCACAAGGUUUUCUACAUCCAGACAAACCUUGUCAUGGAUACCAGAUUCUUUCUUCACAGCUCUGUUGAGUAACCGCAUCACCAGUCGAAGAGAUGAAAAUGGUGCAUUGUUCAUAGACAGGGAUCCAAAGAUCUUUUCUGUGAUAUUGAAUUAUCUACGUACCAGAGAUAUAGAUUUAAAAAGUAUAGAUAUUAGGACUUUGAGACAUGAGGCUGAAUAUUAUGGGAUUACUCCUUUAGUUAAACGGUUAAUGCUAUGUGAAGAUUUGUCACAAUCAUCCUGUGGUGAUGUUUUAUUUUAUGGCUAUUUGCCACCACCAUGUAUGCCAUUACAAGAACCAACUAGUGUGAAUUCUAGCAAUAACGAUAUUUCGGUUCAUGGCAGACUUACAGGUUCUAAUUCAACACCUAGAGUAGAAAUUGCGACAGCAUCCCAAUCUAUUGUUUUACCAUCUACCUCUUCCAAUCAAACUACUAGUAAUAAUGGGCAACCACAUCAGAAAGCAUCUUUGACUGCACAUACUCGAAACUCUUCAUUAGAUUAUCGGGUAUCACAACGUGGAUUACCACAUUCACGUACGCCAUCACUGGAUCUAAGGCAUGCCAGAAACAGUUCGGCAGAUUUAAAUAAACUUUUUAAGAACGAUGUGGGCCUAAUAUUUGGUCCUCAGCAAGUUUCAGCAUGGGUAGAUCCUUUAAGAGUUCAAAUAAUAAAGGCACAUCACAAUUGGAUAGUGAUAGCCUAUGCUCACUUUAUAACAUGCUAUAGAUUAAAGGAUUCGUCUGGAUGGCAGCACGCAUUUACGAGUCCGCAUAUAGAGUCUAUAAUUGAACGUGUAGCAAUAAAUGCAAAAAUGGGUAGUGGUACUGAUGGUAAAAUGGUUGCUAUUUCUUAUGGUAGUCAAGUACGUUUGUGGAGCGUUUCCGAAGAUGGGAUUAAAACAAAUAUCGGGACGUUUAAUUUAAACGUUCGCGUCGAGUAUUUAUUUUUCAUUGGCAGCCAGUUGGUUGCUUUGUCGCCAACUGGAAAAAUUGGGGUGUGGCAUGCGAUGACUCAUCACUGGCAAAUACAAGAUGUAGUACCAAUUUCAUCCUUUGACACUGCUGGUUCCUUUUUACUAUUGGGAUGUAACAAUGGAUCUAUCUACUAUAUUGACAUGCAGAAGUUUCCUUUAAGAAUGAAGGACAAUGAUUUACUUGUAACUGAAUUGUAUCGCGACCCAAGUCACGACCCGAUCACGGCUAUAUCAGUUUAUCUAACACCAAAAACAAAAGAUUUCCUAUGCCUUAUCACAGGUUUGUGUGGGAAUUGGAUCGAAAUAGCGUAUGGCACAAAAUCAGGCAGUGUGCGGGUUAUCGUACAACAUCCAGAAACUGUUGGACAUGCGCCACAGCUCUUUCAAACAUUUACAGUACACCAGAGCAGUGUAACAAAAGUAACACUAUCGGAAAAAUACUUGGUAUCCGUAUGCUCAGAAUAUAAUCACGUAAGGAGCUGGACUGUAACAAGAUUUCGUGGAAUGAUCUCCACACAACCUGGUUCAACUCCUGAAGCUAGUUUUAAAAUCGUCUCUUUGGAUGCUGUAGAGCCCUGUGUCAGCUACAGUGCUGGCAAUGAUUUUGGACCAUUUGGUGAACAAGACGACGAGCAGGUUUUUGUACAAAAAGUUGUACCCGAGACUGAUCAAUUAUUUGUACGACUAGCAUCCAAUGGCGAACGAGUAUGUGUAAUUCAGUCAGUCGAUGGAAGUGUUAUUAGUUCUUUCUGUGUUCAUGAGUGUGAAGGAUCAAGUCGUAUGGGUUCAAGGCCUAGAAGAUUUAUAUUUACUGGACAUUCCAAUGGAGCUGUACAAAUGUGGGAUCUGACUACAGCAUUGGAUCUUAUCAUUAAAGGAGAAAAGGCGAAGGAAGUAACCGGUGGACCAACACCAGAAGAAUUAUGGAAACUGCUUGAUCAGUGUGAUCUAAGUAACAGUCAUUGUUCCACUCCUUGCAUAAGUCCAUGCCCCUCACUUGUAGCAACAAACCCGAGAAUAAAGGCAAGCAAUGUUCUCUUUCUUAAUCAAUCUCAAAAUUUAGAGUCUGCUCCAGGACCAAGUCAAUCAUAGGAUAUUAAUAAUUUCUUCGCAUCCAUAUGUAUAAUUGUGGUUUACCUCUAGCCUGAUUACAAUUUAAUAUUGUCACUAUUACAUCUUUCAUAAAUCAUUAAUACCUUUAGAAUUUAAGAUAGAGUUCCUAAAACAUUUUUAAUUAAACACAAACAAUUUUUAUAUAAUGUGCAAAUAUAGUCUCUUCCAACGAAUAUCGACGAUGUAAGAAUAAGUUUUAAUUAAUGAUUGAAAAAUAUAAGUGAUGAAUUUUGAGCGUGUAAGAUCAAUUUUCAAUAUAGUCUGAACUGCGAAAUUAGGUUUGCAAUAAGGUUCAAUUAUUGACAUAUACAUACUUGUUUCGAUGAAUUGACAUUAAUAUUUUGUUCAUCGAUAUUAACAAUCCACCCCAUCAACUUCCCUUAAUUUCGAAUAAGAAAUGACAGUCGUAGUAAGAAAAAUGUCUCGUAAAAAGAAAAAUGUUCAAUGUCUUUAUAGAAUGUCUAAGAUUACGAUAAUCUUGCCGCGAAUGUAUCGCUCUGUAUUAAAGUGAAAAAGCUUAACUUUAAGCACAAUUCACAAUUAGCAGGCUAGCAGCAAGUUAGACUUUAGAUACUCUGUCGUUCAAGAGAAGCAAGUAAAGCAGCAAGACUACUCUGAGAUAUAAGUAGUUAUAUAUUUUUGUUACGUUUGUGCCAGAUAUAAAUAUUUAAAAUAAAGUAUUGUAACACUGUUGUAAU
Cephus cinctus (wheat stem sawfly) is the source of this 3162-nucleotide messenger RNA. Its product is annotated as BTB/POZ domain-containing protein KCTD3. Lineage: Eukaryota; Metazoa; Arthropoda; Insecta; Hymenoptera; Cephidae. Gene Ontology annotation, biological process: protein homooligomerization. The transcript is spliced from 10 exons. Bases 278 to 2443 code for a protein of 721 amino acids. The record is from RefSeq and is a predicted model, not a curated record. Gene Ontology annotation, molecular function: protein binding.